Messenger RNA from Anguilla rostrata (American eel), 2804 nucleotides. Its product is annotated as synembryn-A. Gene Ontology annotation, molecular function: guanyl-nucleotide exchange factor activity; G-protein alpha-subunit binding. The record is from RefSeq and is a predicted model, not a curated record. The transcript is spliced from 14 exons. The coding region runs from base 202 to 2358 and encodes 718 amino acids. Lineage: Eukaryota; Metazoa; Chordata; Actinopteri; Anguilliformes; Anguillidae. Gene Ontology annotation, cellular component: plasma membrane; cytoplasm. Gene Ontology annotation, biological process: G protein-coupled receptor signaling pathway.
AUUAUGGGAGAGAGAGGGGGAGAGAGAAAAGGAUGACAGAGAGAGAGAGUGUGUCUGUCAGUGUGACACUGAAAGACACAGACCUACAGCCGACCGCAGGCUGUGUACAAAAACAAACGAAAAUCAAAACCGAGAAACAAAAUUCAGAGAGGGAGCGCGCUGAGUCACGCCUGAACCUAUCUGACAGGAAGCACAGUAGGCAUGGCGGCCGUGGACGUGGAGAGGAUAAUUCAGUGCAUCAAGGACGGGGAUCAAGACGGUGUUCAGGCUCGGCUGAAGGAAUACAACACAGAGUACGCAGAGUGCUUCUUCUACAAUGUGGAGGAAAAGGAGAGGAGGAAGCAACGGGAACUUGAAGAGUUCAGGCGGAAUAAAGUGAGGGAGUAUGUCCCGGACUCGGACUCUGACUUGGACGCGGAUGAAUCCGAAGACCCUGAGCUCAUACUCAGAAGGCGGCUGGCGGCUGCGCUGAUCUGGUUCAUCCGGACGCGGCUGCAGCCGGGCGUGCUGAAGGUGUGCCUGCGCAGCCUGCGCAUCCUGACGCGGGACCGGCAGGCCCUGGCCCCGCUGGUGACCGACACGGCCCUCCUGACGCUGGCCCGCUACGGGGGCAUCAGCGCCCUGCCGCCGCCCCGCGAGGAGGACAGGGACGUGGAGCUCUACACUUACAUCAGCGAAAUCAGCGUCUCCGCCUUGCGCGCCCGGAGCGAGGCCAAGCCCGGCUCCGCUAGUCCAGACGCUGACGAUGCCCCCGGCGACGACAAUGCCGCCGGAUCUCCCAGCGUGCAUUGCGCCACCGCAGCCGAGACCCCGGCCCGCGGCGCGCAGGCUGACCCCGCUCCGGCCCCCUGUUCCGGAACCUUCUCUCCUCCCCGCGGUGAGAAGGCGGAGGCCGGCGGGACGGAGUGCCGGGCUGGGACAGCUGGUCACGGCGCGUGUGACGACAAGUUUGAGUCGCACGCGGUGCUCGCCAGGGGUAAGAGGGACGCCGGAAAAGAGAGAGGGGAAGAGGAGGAGGAGGAGGAGGAAGGGGAGGAUGACAUGGAGGUGUGGAGGAAGGAGGCCAUGAAGGCUCUGUGCAACGUCAUCUACAACAGCCAGAAGGCGCAGGAGAGAGCCAGCACCCUGAGAUUGCUGUCGGGCUUGUCAGAGAGGCUGAAAAGGGGCACCCAGGGUCCAGAGCCCCCUAGUGGCCAGUUUUAUGAUCUGCGACUCCUUUUCCUUCUGACAGCCUUGAGGCCGGAGCUGAGGUCACAACUUCAGAAGGAGAGAGGAGUGUCCCUGUUAACAGCCGCUCUGGAGCAGUGCCUGGAAGUGCAGUGGGGAGAAGGUAAUGAGGUGCUCAGGGAUCCUACAGCGCCCCCUGUGUCCAAGGAGGUGUCACAGCGUGCCAUGGAAAUACUCAAGACCCUGUUCAACAUCACAUAUAACAGUCACAGGCAACAGCCUAACGAGGAAGACGCUGCUCUCUAUCGCCGCCUGGCGGCUGUUCUGCACCACUGCCUGUUGCUGCUCUGCGAUGGGGAAGAGAGGACUGAGGAACUGCAGGGGCACACGGUGAACGUUCUGUCAGCCCUGCCCCUGCAGUGCCUGGACGUGCUUCUGUCCGUCCGUCUGUCAGAGGGCUCGCGCGAGUGGGAGGGCGUGAACAUGGACUGCGUGCACGCCCUGCUGCUCUUCAUGGAGAAGAGGCUGGACAGGGGGCAUAAGCUGAAAGAGAAGCUGACUCCAGUGCUGAACCUGCUGACAGAGAGCUGCAGAGCCCACAGGGAGACCAGGCACUACCUCAAACAGCAGAUCCUACCCCCCCUGCGGGACGUGACCUGCAGGCCGGAGCAGGGACCCACGGUGAGGGGGCGGCUGGUGCGCCUCAUGACCCACGUGGACACGGACGUCAAGCAGUGCUCCGCCGAGCUGCUGUUCGUCCUGUGCAAGGAGAAUGUCUCCAGGUUUGUGAAGUACACGGGUUAUGGCAACGCGGCAGGGCUCCUGGCCGCGCGCGGGCUGCUGGGCGGGGCGGCCGGGUCGGGGGCCCGGACCCCGCCGGGGGGCCCCCGGUACUCCAGCGACUCCGACUCGGACACGGAGGAGUACCGGGAGGCCAAGGGGCGGAUCAACCCGGUGACGGGCAGGGUGGAGGAGGCGCAGCCGGACCCCAUGGCGGGCAUGACGGAGGAGGAGAAGGAGGAGGAGGCCUGCAAGCUGAUCAACAUGUUCAACAGGCUCUCGCGGGACAACAUCAUCCAGCCCAUGGGGGUGACCGCAGACGGAAGACUAGCGCCACUCUGUGGACAGAUGAGGGACGUCAGGCUCGCGGAGGAAAGGGAAUCUGAGGAAGAGAGCGAUGAAGUGGACUAAGAAACAGAAAAUGAGAGUUAGCAAUCAUAGAUACCUUAAACAGAGAGCCAACCUUAGGGGAGCCACGACAACACGAGGAAGCACUGAGAACUGAAGAGAAAGAAAUUACUGUACGUGACCUAAAAACAAUAUUACUGAACAGACAUAAAGCAAACACAGAUAAUUCCAUUUUCAUCAAGGGGGGGAUGUAAAACCAGAUAGACGAAGAGUAGAAUCAAACUUAAUCCAAAUGAUGUUCACAGUAAUGCACAAUCAGACAAGUCAGUCUGCUCCGACCUAUGUUUUUUUGCUGAGUAAUGUUAACAGAAAAUGAUUGUUUUCACCGUACACGUAUUGUAUUGACGUAGUUGUACGUGUUGUUGAAUUUACAGGGAAAUAGCACAAGUUACUGGCCAACUGUAUCCUUCCUGAGAAUAAAUGUGAUGCCAGGUAGCGUAUCCUGCUAA